CCAUCCCCACUCCCUCCAUCCCCACUCCCUCCAUCGCUACUCCCUCCAUCGCUACUCCCUCCAUCCCCACUCCCUCCAUCCCCACUCCCUCCAUCGCUACUCCCUCCAUCCCCACUCCCUCCAUCGCUACUCCCUCCAUCCCCACUCCCUCCAUCCCCACUCCCUCCAUCGCUACUCCCUCCAUCGCUACUCCCUCCGUCCCCACUCCCUCCAUCGCUACUCCCUCCAUCCCCACUCCCUCCAUCGCUACUCCCUCCAUCCCCACUCCCUCCAUCGCUACUCCCUCCAUCCCCACUCCCUCCAUCCCCACUCCCUCCAUCGCCACUCCCUCCAUCCCCACUCCCUCCAUCGCUACUCCCUCCAUCCCCACUCCCUCCAUCCCCACUCCCUCCAUCGCUACUCCCUCCAUCCUCACUCCCUCCAUCCCCACUCCCUCCAUCGCUACUCCCUCCAUCCCCACUCCCUCCAUCGCUACUCCCUCCAUCGCUGCUCCCUCCAUCCCCACUCCCUCCAUCCCCACUCCCUCCAUCCCCACUCCCUCCAUCCCCACUCCCUCCAUCCCCACUCCCACUCCCUCCAUCGCUACUCCCUCCAUCCCCACUCCCUCCAUCCCCACUCCCUCCAUCGCCACUCCCUCCAUCCCCACUCCCUCCAUCGCUACUCCCUCCAUCCCCACUCCCUCCAUCCCCACUCCCUCCAUCGCUACUCCCUCCAUCCUCACUCCCUCCAUCCCCACUCCCUCCAUCGCUACUCCCUCCAUCCCCACUCCCUCCAUCGCUACUCCCUCCAUCGCUGCUCCCUCCAUCCCCACUCCCUCCAUCCCCACUCCCUCCAUCCCCACUCCCUCCAUCCCCACUCCCUCCAUCCCCACUCCCUCCAUCGCCACUCCCUCCAUCGCUGCUCCCUCCAUCCCCACUCCCUCCAUCGCUCCUCCCUCCAUCCCCACUCCCUCCAUCCCCACUCCCUCCAUCGCUACUCCCUCCAUCCCCACUCCCUCCAUCGCUACUCCCUCCAUCGCUACUCCCUCCAUCCCCACUCCCUCCAUCCCCACUCCCUCCAUCGCUACUCCCUCCAUCGCUACUCCCUCCAUCCCCACUCCCUCCAUCCCCACUCCCUCCAUCGCUACUCCCUCCAUCCCCACUCCCUCCAUCGCUACUCCCUCCAUCCCCACUCCCUCCAUCCCCACUCCCUCCAUCGCUACUCCCUCCAUCGCUACUCCCUCCGUCCCCACUCCCUCCAUCGCUACUCCCUCCAUCCCCACUCCCUCCAUCGCUACUCCCUCCAUCCCCACUCCCUCCAUCGAUACUCCCUCCAUCCCCACUCCCUCCAUCCCCACUCCCUCCAUCGCCACUCCCUCCAUCCCCACUCCCUCCAUCGCUACUCCCUCCAUCCCCACUCCCUCCAUCCCCACUCCCUCCAUCGCUACUCCCUCCAUCCUCACUCCCUCCAUCCCCACUCCCUCCAUCGCUACUCCCUCCAUCCCCACUCCCUCCAUCGCUACUCCCUCCAUCGCUGCUCCCUCCAUCCCCACUCCCUCCAUCCCCACUCCCUCCAUCGCUACUCCCUCCAUCCCCACUCCCUCCACCUCCAUCGCCACUCCCUCCAUCGCUGCUCCCUCCAUCCCCACUCCCUCCAUCGCUACUCCCUCCAUCCCCACUCCCUCCAUCCCCACUCCCUCCAUCGCUACUCCCUCCAUCCCCACUCCCUCCAUCGCUACUCCCUCCAUCGCUACUCCCUCCAUCCCCACUCCCUCCAUCCCCACUCCCUCCAUCGCUACUCCCUCCAUCGCUACUCCCUCCAUCCCCACUCCCUCCAUCCCCACUCCCUCCAUCGCUACUCCCUCCAUCCCCACUCCCUCCAUCGCUACUCCCUCCAUCCCCACUCCCUCCAUCCCCACUCCCUCCAUCGCUACUCCCUCCAUCGCUACUCCCUCCGUCCCCACUCCCUCCAUCGCUACUCCCUCCAUCCCCACUCCCUCCAUCGCUACUCCCUCCAUCGCUACUCCCUCCAUCCCCACUCCCUCCAUCGCUACUCCCUCCAUCGCUACUCCCUCCAUCCCCACUCCCUCCAUCCCCACUCCCUCCAUCGCCACUCCCUCCAUCCCCACUCCCUCCAUCGCUACUCCCUCCAUCCCCACUCCCUCCAUCCCCACUCCCUCCAUCGCUACUCCCUCCAUCCCCACUCCCUCCAUCCCCACUCCCUCCAUCGCUACUCCCUCCAUCC
Salvelinus fontinalis (brook trout) is the source of this 2223-nucleotide messenger RNA. Its product is annotated as basic proline-rich protein-like. The transcript has 4 exons. NCBI's taxonomy places the organism in Eukaryota, Metazoa, Chordata, Actinopteri, Salmoniformes, Salmonidae. The record is from RefSeq and is a predicted model, not a curated record. The annotation marks the transcript as partial.